UUGUAUGUAAACUCUGUGUAUCUGAAAUCUUCUGUCACUGCCUCGCUCCUCUUCGCCCCCUCAGGAGGACGGACGAGUCUGGCGGAGGAGCAGAGAGAGCCCAGCCGAGGAGCCCUGCCCGGUCCAGGGCGCAGCUCCCCUGGGAGACGGCGGGGAAAGGCACGGAGGCUGCGGGGAUGCGGAAGGGCUGCCCCCUGAGGAGAUGAUCCGGAGCCAAGAGGGACCCCAUGAGAGGAGGGUGGCUGGAAAGAGAGGCCAGAACGAGGAAAAGGUCAAAAUGCCCGGAAAAGCCAAGACGUGCCUGGAGUGUGGAGAAUCCUUCAGAACAAACGAAAGUCUCCAAUGUCAUCAAAGAAUCCACUCAGGAGAGAAACCCUAUAAAUGCCUGGAGUGUGGAAGGAGCUUCAGUGAGAGGGGAAGCCUUCAUACACAUCAAAGAAUCCAUUCCGGAGAGAAACCAUAUAAAUACUUGGAGUGCGGAAAGAGCUUCAGUUGUAGGGGACACCUUUACAGACAUCAAAGAAUCCAUUCAGGAGAAAAUCCCUAUAAAUGUCUGGAGUGUGGAAAGUGUUUCAGUCUCAAGGGAAGCCUUCAUACACAUCAAAGGAUCCAUUCAGGAGAGAAACCCUAUGAAUGCCCGGAGUGUGGAAAAAGCUUCAGUGAGAGUGGAAGCCUUUAUAGACAUCAAAGAAUCCAUUCAGGAGAAAAAACGUAUAAAUGCCUGGAGUGUGGAAGAAGCUUCAGUGAGAGUGGAAGCCUUUAUAGACAUCAAAGAAUCCAUUCAGGAGAAAAAACGUAUAAAUGCCUGGAGUGUGGAAGAAGCUUCAGUGAGAGUGGAAGCCUUUAUAGACAUCAAAGAAUCCAUUCAGGAGAAAAAACGUAUAAAUGCCUGGAGUGUGAAAAGAGUUUCAGUUGCAGGGGAACCCUUUAUACACAUCAAAUAAUCCAUUCGGGAGAGAAACCAUAUAAAUGCCUGGAGUGUGGAAAGAGUUUCAGUUGCAGGGGAACCCUUUAUAGACAUCACAGAAUCCAUUCAGGAGAAAAACCAUAUAAUUGCCUGGAGUGUGGAAAGAGUUUCAGUGACAGGGCAACCCUUUAUAGACAUCAAAGAAUCCAUUCAGGAGAGAAACCAUAUAUAUGCCUGGAGUGCGGAAAGAGUUUCAGUCGCAGGGGAAACCUCCAUAUACAUCACAGAACCCAUUCAGGAGAAAAACCGUAUAAAUGCCUGGAGUGUGAAAAGAGUUUCAGUGACAGGGAAACCCUUUGUAGACAUCACAGAAUCCAUUCAGGAGAAAAACCAUAUAAUUGCCUGGAGUGUGGAAAGAGUUUCAGUGACAGGGCAACCCUUUGUAGACAUCACAGAAUCCAUUCAGGAGAAAAA
Messenger RNA from Python bivittatus (Burmese python), 1381 nucleotides. The record is from RefSeq and is a predicted model, not a curated record. Lineage: Eukaryota; Metazoa; Chordata; Lepidosauria; Squamata; Pythonidae.